CUUAUCCAACCUUAGUACUAAAAAAAUAUAGGAAAUAGUCGGAUGCGUAUCUUCUCUUCGUCCUUUUUAAUUCUUUUUUGUUUGCUCCGCCUCAUUUGAUUUUUAAAAAACUAGAAACGGAAUGCGAAGGGUUCGGGCUUUUGCACACUGUUCAUCUUACUCCAGCAUCUCGAGGCGUUUCAUUGCUUUGCAAGGAGACACACACACACAAUUUUGCCGGAUUGAGAAAUCAAGAGCACUCCCAUCUCUGAUAUCUCUUACCGGAUUGAGAGAGCUUCCUUUCCCCUCAAUUUUGCCUUCUUUCGUUGGGAGUCGGAUCCAAGGAAGAGGAGAAUCGGCGGCAUCAAAAAGCUCAGCAAUUGGAGGCAGCUUGUGCAUGUGGUUAAGGUUGUGUUGGUACAGAUUCAGGAUGGAGGGUAAUGGCCACAGCAGCAGCAAGAGCCUUCAGAGGGUGAUAUCUAGGAAGGCUAUGCAGAUUGGGAGCUCUGCUCCCUGUAAAAUCUGGGUGACGGGGUUCUUCUGCGGUGUCUGCAUUAUGUAUCUGUUUGGUGUUGUUCUACCUCCACUCCGAAUCCCGCAGAACCGAUCAGCCUAUCCACCACUGCGGCGAGCAAUCCUCUGGAAUCCUACAUCGACUGAUACUGCAGAUGGGGCUGCAGCAACAGAUGAGUUGGCUUCUGCACAAGAAAAGAUAGAAGAACCAAACAAAAAUGAGCACAUCACCGAAGCUAGGAUAAUGCACCUGUACAAUGCUUGGAGCACUUUGCUCAAUACCACCAGAGACGAAGUUCUGAAAAGUUCAGACGUGUCGCGACCACCUCAUCUGGAUGAUUGCAGGCUUAAUGUAGAAAGAAACAAACGAUUUGACAGUUACGGUGAUAAUGGCACAUUUCCUCCUUGGACGUUAUGGAGAGGAUCACUUGGACUUGAACUACUCAGCCAAAACUAUUUAGAAAAGGGGGAACAAAUGCAUUUCACUCCAAAUGCAAAUCCGGAUAGGCAAUAUCCUCCUUGGAUUGUAGGAUCAGAUGAAGAAAACUAUCCACUGACAAGACGGGUGCAGAGAGAUAUAUGGAUUCAUCAGCAUCCGCCAAACUGCAGCGAUCCAAGCUUGCGGUUUCUGGUUGCAGACUGGGAGAGACUACCUGGAUUUGGUAUCGGUGCGCAACUCGCUGGAAUGUCAGGACUUCUUGCUAUUGCCAUAAAAGAGAACAGGAUUCUCGUUGCUAGGUACUACAAUCGUGCUGAUCACAAUGGUUGCAAAGGUGCCUCAAGAUCUAGCUGGUCCUGUUACUUUUUCCCAGAGACAUCUCCAGACUGCGAGAAGCGGGCUUUUGAGCUAAUGAGAAACAAAGCCUCUUGGGCCGAUGGUACUGUAAAAGUGAAGGAGAACUAUACCUCCAAGCAAAUAUGGGUUGGGCAUAUACCUAGGGUAUGGGGAGAACCUUGGAAAUAUAUGCAACCGACGACAGAGAUAAAUGGGAGAUUAAUUACAAAUCAUCGUAAAAUGGAUCGGAGAUGGUGGAUUGCACAGGCCACAAGAUACCUUAUGAGGUUCCCAACGGAGUACACGUGCGGACUACUGAAUGUUGCUAGGCACUCUGCAUUUGGUCUGCAAACAGCAAAAUUAGUUCUCGAAAGUAUUCAAAAUAAUUCACCAAAGGUUGGCACUACUAGAACCAAAUCUGACGUUGAACGUCUUGUGUGGUCAGACCACAAACCAUAUAUACCUCGGCCUCUUCUCAGCAUGCAUGUAAGGAUGGGAGACAAAGCUUGUGAAAUGGUAGUGGUAGGCUUUGAGGAAUACAUGGACCUGGCCGGCAAACUCCGCAAACGGUUUCCAAGUCUCAAGAGCAUCUGGCUUUCUACUGAAAUGCAGGAAGUUAUUGAGAAAACUAAACUUUAUCCUGAGUGGAAUUUCUAUUUCACAUACGUGGCACGCCAAGGCGGUAAUAUGACCAUGGCAAUGUAUGAGGCCAGCCUGGGCCGUGAGACUAGCACAAAUUAUCCCCUUGUAAAUUUCAUGAUGGCCACUGAAGCAGAUUUCUUCAUUGGAGCCCUGGGAUCAACCUGGUGCUACCUCAUUGACGGAAUGAGAAACACCGGAGGAAAGGUAAUGUCCGGCUAUCUAUCGGUGAACAAGGACCGAUUCUGGUAAGAAAUUCAUAGGCUGCUUGCAUCAUCGAUUGUUUUGUAUCUCCGUUGAAUAGAGAUGUGGUGGCCUAGUUUGCUUCUGUACAGCAGUAGGACAUGUAUGAAGUAGGUAGGAGAACAGUACUUUCUAUAUCAAAUCAGGUCCAUAUCUUUUGAUCUGGUAUCCACUGAAAGCUAGAUUUAGUAUCUCUUCUCUUGGUCGAACUUAUCGAGAAAGAGGAUGCACUUACUCUA
Phragmites australis (common reed) is the source of this 2388-nucleotide messenger RNA. RefSeq lists its product as uncharacterized. Bases 122 to 2158 code for a protein of 678 amino acids. Gene Ontology annotation, molecular function: alpha-(1->6)-fucosyltransferase activity. The transcript is spliced from 9 exons. The record is from RefSeq and is a predicted model, not a curated record. Gene Ontology annotation, biological process: protein N-linked glycosylation. NCBI's taxonomy places the organism in Eukaryota, Viridiplantae, Streptophyta, Magnoliopsida, Poales, Poaceae.